This is a messenger RNA of Astyanax mexicanus (Mexican tetra), 855 nucleotides long. Its product is annotated as troponin I, fast skeletal muscle. Gene Ontology annotation, cellular component: troponin complex. Lineage: Eukaryota; Metazoa; Chordata; Actinopteri; Characiformes; Acestrorhamphidae. The record is from RefSeq and is a predicted model, not a curated record. The transcript has 7 exons. Bases 128 to 655 code for a protein of 175 amino acids. Gene Ontology annotation, biological process: muscle contraction.
CAGCCAUAUAAACCGUUUGAGGCCAGUGUAUCACUGCCAGUGGCAAGCCUCCCUGAACCAUUCCUCCAUCAAGCCAGUCCCACUGCCACAUCUUCUCAUAUAGGGGGAAAACAAAGAAACCGUCAAGAUGUCUGAAAAAAAAAUGACCUCCAGCCGGAGGCAUCAUCUCAAGAGUUUGAUGCUCGGCAUAGCUAAGGGCUUGCUUGAGAAGGAGGCUGCUCAACUUGAGGUUGACCGUGCUGCCUACAUGGCAGAGAACUGCCCUGACCUGUCCAUGCCUGGCUCAACACAGGAGCUGCAGGAACUGUGCAAAAAACUGCAUUCAAACAUUGACAAGGUUGAUGAGGAGAGAUAUGACCUGGAGGCCAAAGUGGCAAAGUCGGACAAAGAGAUUGAGGAUCUGAAGAUUAAGGUCAUUGACCUGAAGGGCAAGUUCAAGAAGCCAGCUCUGAGGAAGGUGCGCAUGUCCGCCGAUCAGAUGCUUCAGGCUCUGCUGGGCUCCAAGCACAAGGUGUCUCUGGAUCUGAGAGCCAACCUGAAACAAGUGAAGAAGGAGGUCAAGGAGGAGGCGGCAGAUGUUGGUGACUGGCGUAAGAACAUUGAGGACAAGGCCGGUAUGGAUGGCAGGAAGAAGAUGUUUGAGGGCGAGGCCUAAAUUUUUGGACAUUUCUUUGUUUACUCCGGGCUCCCUGCGGGCUGUGUAGUGUCUCUCCCCUUUUUGCAAUAGUUUCAUUGUUUAUGCCGCUGCCAAUGCCUAAUUAGUUGCAUUUGUUUUCUGCAGGAUAUAUAUUGUGAAAAAGAACUUUAUAUGAUUGCAGAGCCACUACCAUUAAAUUAUCUUAAUGAAAACCAUUA